Corticium candelabrum is the source of this 1115-nucleotide messenger RNA. RefSeq lists its product as uncharacterized. NCBI's taxonomy places the organism in Eukaryota, Metazoa, Porifera, Homoscleromorpha, Homosclerophorida, Plakinidae. The record is from RefSeq and is a predicted model, not a curated record. The transcript is spliced from 2 exons. Gene Ontology annotation, biological process: vesicle-mediated transport. Gene Ontology annotation, molecular function: GTP binding; GTPase activity. Bases 172 to 825 code for a protein of 217 amino acids.
CAUGUGUGUAAGCGUUUUGGUCGAGCGAACGUCGAGCGGAGACUGGCGCGUGAUUCUGAGUCGCCCGACGUGUGACAAUCCUGCGAUGUGUGACCGGCAAAGGCAGCCCCUCCGCGCAGCCGGCAUGCGCAGACCCGCUUUCGACUCUGCUCCAGUCGUUCGAGUGAUGCAAUGAGCUACAGGAUGCAGGAGAGAAAUGGUCGUCGUAGAAAAGUCAAGGUGAUUCUACUGGGAGAGCCGGGCGUCGGAAAAACAUCCAUCUUCCGUAGACUGAACUCUGACGACUUCGUGAAUCGUCCCAGUCUGACUGGCAUUAUGGACUGUCUCGACUGGGAUUUUAGGGACGGAGAGAAGGGCAUCACUCUGCUGGUCACCGAUACGGGCGGUUCAGACAAGAAGUGCAGCAUUACGCCUGCCUACUAUCGCCACGCUAGAGCGGUGAUUCUCGUUUACGCCGUGGAUAGAGAGGAGACGUUUCAUCGACUGCAAACCGAAUGGCUGCCCUACGUGCGUUAUCGUUUUGAUGAGAAUGAAUUUCCCAUGUUGUUCCUCGUUGGAAAUAAAACUGACUUGAGAAACAACGUUCGUGUGGAGGCGGAUGACGUUACACGUUUCUGCUCAAAUGUUAGAAUCCCGGCCGACUUUCAGUUCCUGAUGUCGUGCAAGACAGGAAAGGGAAUCCAAGAAGCUUUCAGGAGUAUUGCGACGACGCUACUGGAGGCACAGUUGUCUACCAAAGAUACAACGGACUCAGAGGCACAGCAUGUUGAUCUCGCAGACUUUGAUCAUGAAGAGCCAAGUACGUCUCCGUGCUCUGAUUGCUGAGCCGUGCUCGCGAGUAGAAUGUUUUGUAAACCAUGCAGCGCAGUCAUCAUUCUAACUGCAGACUAGAAGUUGAUUCGAAUCUUUUCAUUAAAAAAAUUUACUGUAUUUUUCUAGAUGUUGUUUUACAGGAUUGAUCUAAUUAAUUAAUUGAUAACUAUUUCAAACAACACCUGAAAUGUGUUAUGUGGCUGCCAAGUAGUUAUCACUAGAGUAAGUGUCUAGAAAGUGAUACAAGACUUUAGACUGAAGUGCUAUAGAAACCAUACAUCAUUACUUUCAAUUGUUCUUUA